Molecule: messenger RNA, 3301 nt
Organism: Eriocheir sinensis (Chinese mitten crab)
Lineage: Eukaryota; Metazoa; Arthropoda; Malacostraca; Decapoda; Varunidae
Product: nephrin-like
Exons: 17
Coding region: 1-2316 (771 amino acids)
Molecular function (GO): protein binding
Source: RefSeq, a predicted model, not a curated record
AUGCGCUGUGGGAUCACGGAGCGCAAAGUAAACGGAGUGCGGGAGGAUGCUGCCAAAAUUCAGAGCAUUGACGAUGGCUCCAGCUUCAGGCGAAGCUACACUGAGGGCGACUUAAAGCUUCCCGAUUUGGGGGGAGGAAAGGCCGUUCUCAGCAUUGUGCGGGGUGUUCAUAUUAGCGUGUGGCGGCGCGUGGAGGCCGUGGCGGGGCGCGAGGCGGUGCUGCCCUGCGAGGUGGGUAACUUCGAGGCGUCAGACAUGGUGUACGUGGUGCUGUGGUACAGGAACGGCAACAAGGAGCCCAUCUACAGCUACGACAACCGGCCGGGCCGCCUGCAGGCCGCUGAGGAGCGCCACCUGGUCAAGAGUCGCCUGUUGCAGGGCCGCGCCACCUUCCGGCCGGGCCACCUGCCAGCGCUGCACAUCAAGCCGGUGGGGAGCAGCGACCAGGCCAACUAUACCUGCAGGGUAGACUUCCGGAUAGCUACGUCGCGACGCACACACCUGAGUCUUCACGUGGUGGUGCCGCCGGAGCCGCCCGUCCUGAGGACAGGGGGUCAGCGGGCGACAGACGGGGUGCUUGGGCCGCUGCAGGAGGGCGGCGCCUGGGAGAUCACCUGCAGCGUGGCGGGCGGCGACCCUCCGCCCUUCGUCGUGUGGAGGCGGGACGGGGAGGUGAAGUCGCGGUCCCCGGCACUCACGGUCAACUGGCUUAGCAUCCUGCGGCUCACGCGGGACUACCACAACGCCAGACUCACCUGCCUCGCCUCCAACAACAUCACCAGUGCCUCCGUCACCGUCAAAUUGAACCUGCGGCCCCUGGUGACGAGGAUAGAGGCCCCGCCCAAGUGGCUUCGGGUGGGCCGCGAGUUCGAUAUCUCGUGCGUCGUGGCGGGCAGCAGACCACACCCCAACGUGACCUGGACGCUUGGCACGCUCACCAGCCUUAUACCCCUGCAAGCCGAGACGGAGCACGGGGUCAACGUGAGCACUUCCAGCAUCAGGGUGGUCGCCUCCCGUAGCCACCACGGCCAGCGCCUCACCUGCACCGCCGUCAACCCGCUCUUCCCCGGAGCCAAACUCUCCGACUCCACGCUCCUCAACGUCACCUACCCGCCCGUGGCCACGAUGGAGCUUGGUCGUGGCGUGUCCUCGAUCGUGAAGGAGGGUGAGGACGUCUACUUUAACUGUAACGUGGAUUCCAACCCGCCGACCUACAGAAUCUCGUGGUUCAGGAGGAGCCAGGCCAUCCUGCACCACCCCACGGAAGGCAUCCUGCUCAGCGGUAACAGCCUGGCUCUGCGCGGCAUCACCAGGCACCAGGCGGGGCCAUACACCUGCUCCGCCUCCAACGCCGAGGGGAACGCCCACAGUCCCCCGCUUACCCUCCACGUCAACUACGCUCCGGUUUGCGCGGCGGGCGGGGCGGCGCGGGUGCUGGCAGCAGGGCUGGGGCAGCAGGUGAACGUGACCUGCCAGGUGGAGGCGGCGCCGUCCGCGGUAAGGUACUCGUGGGUGUUCAACAACUCGCUCACCUCACACCGGCUGCCCGGCGACCAGGUCUUCAUCACGACAGACGGAAACAGCGCUGUGGGUUCAUGGCCUGCACCCUGGGACUACGGGACGCUGCAGUGCUGGGCCCAGAACAACGUGGGCAAGAUGACCCAGCCCUGCCUCUUCCACGUGGUGCCCGCAGGUCGCCCGGAGCAGCCUGCGCGAUGCCUCGUGGUGAACAAGACCUAUAACUCACUGGCGGUGGAAUGCACGCCUGGGUUUGACGGUGGCCUGCAGCAGGUCUUCAUUGCCAAGGUGUUUGAGGCGGUGACGGGCCGGGGACAGGGGAAUGUGACUUCCGAGUCCCCAACCUUCACCCUGGAGGGCCUCACACCUGGCCUUGACUACAUCAUCCAGGUGACGGCGAGGAACAACCUGGGCAGCUCCGACCCCGUGAAGCUGGAGGCGCUCACCUACAAGAUGGCCGAGAACAGGAUGAGGGACGAGCAGGGCGAUGAAGGCGGCAGCGGCGCCCCUGGCGGCGGGCUGCUGCCGGUGAGCCUGGUGGUGGCGGCCGCUGUGCUGACGGUAGCGGCGGCGGCUGGCCUUGCUGGGCGUUGCCUCUGGGUGCGGCGGCACGACAGAGCUCUGAUUACCGCUGGAAACAGGAGCACAAGAGGCUAUUCGCCGCCGCCUGAGAGGCACAGCGAGCGACUCUCAGGUGAUGACGCAACAGAUGACGACGACGUCCACUUCGAGGUUCCAACGAUCAGGCUUGAGGCGCACCGCGAAUCCAGAAAGCGCGUUAUGGAGCACGCCCUCUAACGCCCCGCCCGCCAGCAGCGCAGCGCCUCAGCCAUCACAGCUCAGCCCAUGUUCACCGUUUGAUCCCGAGACCCCUUAACCUUGUAUCUCCACUACCUUCAACCCUUUAACCUUCCUUUUUUUCAUUCCCGACGCGCAGCAACCCAGCUCAGCUCAUCCCUUAACCCCUUCGAUUCAGAGACUGCUUGGCGCCCCUCCUCCAGCACUGCCAUCCCUUUAACUCAUCCUCCUCCUUUUCUUACCGGUGUACAGUAACCCGGUUCACCUCAGGCCAUGUUUACCCUCUGACCACAUGACCUUAUGACCCCCAUACACUCACUACCGUCCCGUCUGCCACCCUCCCUCCGUCUCUCACUACUUUCUUCUUUCCCUCACUCACUCUGUUUUCGGUUUGCAGUAAACGCAUCCUUUUGGUUCUCACGUAACAGUCGCGGUGCUAUGUAGAUAUCCGGGGACCCACUACGGGCUUGUUAUAAAGUCCAGCCGCAAUGCUCAUUGCUCACCUCCGUCAAUAAGGUCUCUAUUUGCCUGUGGCUGGCAAUGCUGUUUCCUAUCCAGGAUGUUUAGAGAGCAAUAAGAGUACGUCAUCAUUUUCACACCAGCAACCUCUACUAAGUGCAUCCAGAGGCACUCAUAUAUGGAAUAGUGCGAUGAGCAGCUACACUCAGGGUUCGAACCGCGGUUCAGAAGCCAAAAACACUAAACAGUAGACCAGCGCGACACCAGGGUAUUAGUACAUGCGAUGGGGUCAACAUUUCUCGCCAUGGUUCAACUUCAAAGUACCAGUCAGCAGCCAGUUGAUUUAUUAGUCAGCCAAUCAGUCAAUCAAUAUCCACAGCUGAGCGCCUUACACAGAGCUGACUGAGUUCCCGCGCCGUGCUACGUCAGGCCCGGCUGCUUCCCUCCGACAGUGUUGUGUUCUCCUCUGCCCGACGAACCACCGGGCAGCUGUUCCGAACUUUUGUAAUGACCCGCUACAAUCCUG